This is a messenger RNA of Lingula anatina, 1020 nucleotides long. RefSeq names its product protein amnionless-like. The record is from RefSeq and is a predicted model, not a curated record. NCBI's taxonomy places the organism in Eukaryota, Metazoa, Brachiopoda, Lingulata, Lingulida, Lingulidae. Gene Ontology annotation, biological process: intracellular protein localization; receptor-mediated endocytosis. Gene Ontology annotation, cellular component: apical plasma membrane; endocytic vesicle.
CGGGACACCAACUUUUUCAACGAGGAAAACUGGGCAGGUGGAAAAUUACCGUGUCCUGCCAAUAAAAUUGUUUUCCCGGCAUCCGCGCCCGCGGUCUACUUCGACCAGGACAUGACGUUAAGAGAAAUGGUGUUUCCAUCUGAUGGUUUGUUUGUGUUUGAGCGUGACCUGAGCAUCUCGUUCCUCAGUUACCCCACCAACGAUGACAGCUGUCCGGAGGGAGAUGUUCAUUUCGCACAAGUUCAGCCAAAACAUUGGUAUGAUCCAGAUAAUUGGUGUAUUCCUUUGCACGACUUUGAUGCCCAGUGCUUGGAUGUUGAUCUUUUGAGCGAAAAAGUACCUUGCCGUAACGAUGACGUCAUCUUCCCCAGUGACAAAACCUUCUACGUCAGCUUAGAUACUGACGUAGAGAUAAGCAUUCGGAGCCUCAGGAUCGGAUAUACGGUUUAUGACACUGAGCAAUUUAAACAGUUCCUAACCAGUGACUUAGGGAAGAAACAGUUUGUGCUUGCAUCGUCUGCCAACGACGUGACAAUUCACCGGGGGUACUGCAACAACGCCACCGGAUGUCCAUGUGGAAAUGACAGAGGGGCGAUUCUUAACAAAGUUUGCUCCUUCCAAAGAUCACGAUGUGGAUCCACCCCAUGCACUUCACCCUUCACUCCUGUAGGCCACUGUUGCUCACUCUGUGGCGCCUUGCUACUGAUGACCUAUAAUGUGAAUUUCGAACUGGUUAAAAUUCGUCGAACAGCGUUGGACAAAGUGGCUUCUGAGGCCGAGUUCAGUGGUGUGAAAGUGAUAGUUUCAAAACGAUACGACGACAAGAUCCAGAUGGUAGUGACAGACAGCAAUGGGGGAAUAAACGCAAUCAAGCUGGCCUCGUGGUUCAAGGAUCUGAUGGGUCGGACACAACCUAGAGGGUCAGGGGGGUCAGGGGAGAUUCAGGAAAGGGCCCAGGGGAGAUUCAACGAAAAUCGAAGAAAUCAACGGCCCUUUCAAGCUCGCCUGGAUACUGCUUGA